GAAAAACCAGACCACGGGGACUGCACGCGGACGAGUGAGCCAUACGCGUGUGCUGUGCGCGCAUAUACUCGUGAAAUAAUUAUUUUUUUAAGGAUAAUACGGAAUACAUAAAAUAUUGUGUUUAAUUAGUUGAAGAACUUGCAUAAAGUUAUUCAACAUAUUGGAUUAUCGUAAAUUAGAUAGUGGGUGUGCCGAAAGAUUGAUAAAUAUGGCGAACAGCGUAGCACCAGACUCGUGGGAACAACAGGCGGACAGCGCUGACACUACCGCCGACAAUACAUUUAUCGAGGGAAAAUUUUCUACUCUAAAUGUUAACGCAGCUGAAUUUGUGCCUUCAUUCUGCAUAAACUCAUUGCCACCGAGUAAUGUCACCAGCAACGAGACAACUAGUAGUGCCAGCACGCCAGUUAACGUUGAUAACACCGUGGCAACACCUGAAGCUGCCACGAGUGGUGGUGAUACGCCAGUUGACGAAUCCACCAGUAUCUCCGAAACUAAUGUUGCUACAACUACUUUUGUAUCGCCAGAAACCCAUCAUGCACCACCAGUACCAGCCCUUCCACCGGAUCCUGUGGGCAACCGAGUCGAGGAACCUCCUGCUGGAGGAGGACCUCCUCCACCUUCGAACGUCAUUGACCCAGAAGCGAGCAACAGCAGUCCGGAACAUCAACCAGCUGAUUCGUGGGAGGAAGCAGCUGUUGAUGGUGAUCCUCUCAUAACACCAGAAAAUGAAGAGGCGGACAUUGAAGAAGAUGAAGAAAUGAUUGUAAAGAUAACGAAAAAGAAACCAGUUAAAGUAGCAGAAGAUACGAAGAGCAAAAAAGAACAUGUAAAUGUUGUUUUUAUCGGUCACGUUGAUGCUGGUAAAUCAACAAUCGGUGGUCAGAUAAUGGCACUCACGGGAAUGGUAGACAAGAGAACACUCGAAAAAUACGAGCGAGAAGCCAAGGAGCGUAGCAGAGAAACGUGGUAUCUCAGUUGGGCGUUGGAUACCAACCAGGAAGAACGUGAAAAGGGUAAAACGGUAGAAGUCGGCCGAGCGUACUUUGAAACAGAGCGAAAACAUUUUACAAUAUUGGAUGCACCGGGUCAUAAGAGUUUUGUGCCAAACAUGAUUGGAGGUGCGGCACAAGCUGAUCUUGCUGUACUUGUAAUAUCUGCGCGAAAAGGUGAAUUUGAAACUGGAUUUGACAGAGGUGGACAAACGAGAGAACAUGCUAUGCUUGCUAAAACGGCUGGUGUCAAGCAUCUUGUAGUUUUAGUUAAUAAAAUGGAUGAUCCAACUGUAGAAUGGGAUGAGGGCCGAUACAACGAGUGCAGAGACAAAAUCCUUCCAUACCUCCGUAAAUUAGGGUUCAACCCGGCGAAAGAUCUUACCUUUAUGCCUGUGUCAGGUCAAUUGGGAAUCGGGUUAAAAGAUCCGAUACCCGAGAGUUUGUGUUUUUGGUACAGCGGGCCACCUUUUAUACCUUUCAUUGAUUCGCUACCAUCGCUCAAUCGUAAAAGCAACGGACCAUUUAUCAUGCCUAUAGUUGACAAGUACAAGGACAUGGGUACGGUGGUAAUGGGCAAAGUCGAAGCGGGUGAAUCUAGAAAAGGUCAAGCUUUAUUAGUUAUGCCAAACAGGACGGCGGUUAUUGUCGAUCAGCUGUGGUCGGAUGAUGAGGAAGUCACGUCUGUUGGUCCCGGUGAAAAUGUUAAAAUAAAGCUUAAGGGUAUUGAAGAGGAAGACGUUAGUCCAGGAUUUGUACUUUGCGACGGUAAUAAUCCAAUAACUACUGGUAAAGUCUUUGAUGCUCAAGUAGUGAUAUUGGAGCACAAGAGUAUCAUUUGCGCGGGCUACAGCGCUGUGAUGCAUAUUCAUUGUGCUGCUGAAGAGGUCACGGUUAAAACGUUGCUUUGUCUUGUUGACAAAAAGACUGGGGAUAAAAGUAAAACGAGACCUAGGUUUGUUAAGCAAGACCAGGUUGCCAUUAUGAGAAUAGAGUGUGCUGGAGUUAUUUGCCUUGAAAAAUUUAAACUCUUUCCCCAAAUGGGACGAUUCACCCUCAGAGACGAAAAUAAAACUAUUGCCAUCGGCAAAGUGCUAAAGGUUGUCGAGUAAAUUUGCUCAACGUCAUCGAUCGUUAGUGCCGGUCGAAGGCAAUAGCGGAAGUGUACACGCAACGACGCAGCGAGCCGCGUACAAGAUGAUAUGCGAGAUAAAUAAGAAUAUUACUACUAAAACGGAAAGAAAAAGAAAAUAAUAAGAUUAUUAUAUUAAUAAAUAAAAAUAAAAAUAUAAAAAGAUGAAAAUGGACAAGAUAAUGAUGAUGAAGAAAAAGACGAUCGGGAUGAAAAUAAAUAUGAGAUAGUAAUAUACAUUAAAGACAAAAAAAUAACUCCGGGAUCCAAUUGCGUAGUUGGUUCGAUUUUAUAAUAAUAAUUCGGCAACGUGAUACCGGCCUCUCAAUCCUAGGCACUUUUUUACACUUAUUUACAUAAAACGCAAAUAUUAUUCGUAAACAUGCCGGUCUCCACACAUUAACUUCAUAAAUAAUGUUUUUCAUUUUAUUUGUUAUUAUUUUUGUUCGGUUCAUUUUAAAUAACUUUAGUUGGUUUCCAUUUUUCAACGAUCGCAGAUACGAGUAGAAUACAAUUUAAGCGUAUAGUGGUUACGCACCUGGCAGUCUUCAAUUUAGAUCACAAGUACGGUUUAAUAAUAAUGAUGAGAGAGAAAAAAGUAAACAAUAAAACAAAAUUAAACAAGUGUACAUACGUCUUGUUUGAAGUAACUUACGAUGGACACGAGGGUCAUUGGCCUCUGCCGCGACGCUAGGUAUUCAUUUUUACCUUCUUUUUUUUUUUUUCCUUCUCUCGCUCUUCGUUCUUCACUCCGGUGUCGCGGUCCUCUCACGCGAUCCUCGUGUAAAGUACACGCACUUGUGCUUACACUAGUGACUGAAAAACUAAGUUUAAUAAGAGGAAAAUCAUAAAAUAGAAAAACGUUUAAAAUAUCUUUUUUU
Cotesia glomerata is the source of this 3005-nucleotide messenger RNA. It is a transcript of the gene eRF3, whose product is annotated as eukaryotic peptide chain release factor GTP-binding subunit ERF3A. The transcript is spliced from 6 exons. Gene Ontology annotation, biological process: translation; nuclear-transcribed mRNA catabolic process, deadenylation-dependent decay; translational termination. The record is from RefSeq and is a predicted model, not a curated record. Lineage: Eukaryota; Metazoa; Arthropoda; Insecta; Hymenoptera; Braconidae. Gene Ontology annotation, molecular function: GTP binding; translation release factor activity; GTPase activity. Gene Ontology annotation, cellular component: translation release factor complex. The coding region runs from base 209 to 2104 and encodes 631 amino acids.